CGCGGUUGGACCGUGGUUCUGCGUGUGAACUGAUGGGCCGAAAUUUGGGUUGUGGCCUUGUGGGCCAUAAGGCCCAUAACGGAAAGCAGAAAAUGACAAAACCAAACGACCUCGCGGCCCAACCUUGUCACGUGUUUUCCAUAACCAAAGACUUUUUACCUUCUUCUUCCUCUGCUAUGGAGGAAGAGGUGGAAGUUUCGGAGCAAGGCGGAGAGGUUGGCGAACAUGGCGGGAUCCGAGCGUUUGAUUGGGAAGAAGGAAGGGAGAAAGCAGCUGCAUUUGGCAGUCAGCAAAGAAAAUAUCUGAGUGAUGGUGGAGAUAUUGCUCCAUUAUGGGUGCGGUCCCCACUGUUUUUGAUGAUCACACACGUUCAGCUGAAUCACCUCUGGAUGUUGCGGGCAGCAGGCACGAAAGGUUAUGCGAAAGUCGCCGGGAGAAAAACUAAAAACGGCGGCGAGGCGAGGUUAAGCACAGUGUCUCCAGUUACGUCUGGGUAGAUAAUCAAGGCGUUGGUUGAUAAAGGGGCCACCAUUAUAACAGCCAGAGUAAGAGAGGCGCGACGGCUCCGCACAUGGCGGAGACUAUGGGCUACACUGACAUCUCCCAGUUCCUUAUACAGAAAUGAACCGUACCCUCCAUG
Molecule: messenger RNA, 640 nt
Organism: Rubroshorea leprosula
Lineage: Eukaryota; Viridiplantae; Streptophyta; Magnoliopsida; Malvales; Dipterocarpaceae
Source: the annotation of a GenBank genome assembly